AUGAGCAAAACAAUUAUAAAAUAUUCAAAAUUGACAUCGCUUUUAUUUAUUCUUAUUAUUAUGAUUUCAUUUGGAAAUGCGGCAGAUUCAGAUAAAAGAAAUGUAAAAUUGGCAAAAUCUAUUGGAUAUCGACAAGAGUGAGUUAUUAAAUGAAGAAAAAACAUUAAUUACAAUUUAAUUACAGUCUUUUGAUAGUUGGUGGAACAAUUAAUGCAUUUCUAUCUACAAUUAAUAUUAUAAUUGCUGGUAUUAAUUUGAUAAUUAUCUAUUUUAAAGUGAGUUGUAAUUAGGAUGACAUUUCUGAAAAUGUUUUUUUUUAGUUCCAACAUUGUAUGCUGCUUAUUCGAACAAAAUUGAUUAUUGCGAUAAACGAAGUUGCAUCAAAGGAUUUGCAUCCAAAACUCAAAUGUUCGUAAAUUUCAAAAUUAUGGGAGAAUGAGGGUUAUUUCACGAGAUAUCGGGCUAAGAGUAACCAUCAAAGUUUUUAAGUCUAACAAUUGCUAGAAUUGGAGUAGAAAAGUGAAUAAUUUUGCCAGAAUAAUCUUUUGAUUACUGUAGGUCCUGUCAUGCCUUUUUUCUGUAUUCUAGAAUUUCAACGUUGUUCGAGACGGGCCAUGAAUUCAAAAGAUUUUAUCAAAACUUUCCCUGAGAAAUGCGAAAAUUCCUCCUCCUUCCAUAAAUAUUCUUCAACUCAACUGUCUGAUUUUUUCAGUUGGUCUUCUUCAUUAUUCCUAUGAUACAACUAAACAACUUCCAACAACAUUCCAAUUAAUCAGCGAAAAAGGUCCAUUUGAUAAUUUGAAUGAUUUGUUCCCGAAUCAAAAAGAAAUGCGUGUUCGUAAGAAGAAUAUUGGACCUGAAGGAUCUGGACCAACUUCUGAAGCCGCUCAGAGUUCCAAACAAUCAACUAGAAAUAAUUCCGAAACAUCAACGACUGAUAGUAAAAUGUAA
This is a messenger RNA of Caenorhabditis angaria, 951 nucleotides long. The record is from the annotation of a GenBank genome assembly. Lineage: Eukaryota; Metazoa; Nematoda; Chromadorea; Rhabditida; Rhabditidae.